CCGAGCAGCCAGCAUGCCAGCCACGGGAGGGGACCCCAAAGGAGAGGAUUAUUCCACUGCUAUCCUGCGCCAGAAACAUCGUCCUAACCGUCUCAUUGUGGAUGAAGCUGCCAAUGAAGACAACAGUAUUGUGUGCUUGUCUCAGGCCAAGAUGGAGGAACUGCACUUGUUCCGUGGGGACACAGUGCUGCUGAAAGGGAAGAAGCGUCGGGAGACUGUGUGCAUCGUGCUUACAGACGACUCCUGCCAGAGUGAGAAGAUUCGCAUGAACCGUGUCACCCGCAACAACCUCCGCGUGCGCCUUGGAGAUGUGGUCAGUGUGCAGGCCUGUCCAGACGUCAAGUAUGGAAAGCGGAUCCACGUACUACCCAUCGAUGACACCAUUGAAGGCAUGACAGGGAACCUCUUUGAAGUUUACCUCAAGCCCUACUUCUUGGAGGCUUAUCGACCUGUACACAAAGGUGACAUUUUCCUGGUGCGAGGUGGAAUGAGAGCCGUGGAGUUUAAGGUGGUUGAGGUGGAUCCCACCCCUCACUGCAUCGUGGCUCCUGACACCAUCAUCCACUGUGAGGGAGAGCCCAUCAAACGAGAGGAUGAAGAGGAGAACCUCAAUGAUGUUGGCUAUGAUGAUAUUGGGGGCUGCCGUAAACAGUUGGCUCAGAUUAAGGAGAUGGUGGAGUUACCAUUGAGACAUCCGGCACUCUUCAAAGCUAUUGGUGUGAAGCCUCCACGAGGGAUUCUCCUUUAUGGUCCUCCUGGCACUGGGAAAACACUUGUGGCCCGAGCUGUUGCAAAUGAAACUGGAGCCUUUUUCUUUCUUAUCAACGGCCCCGAAAUCAUGAGCAAAUUAGCUGGGGAGUCAGAGAGCAACUUGCGCAAAGCAUUUGAAGAAGCUGAGAAGAACGCUCCAGCCAUCAUUUUUAUUGAUGAGCUGGAUGCCAUUGCUCCUAAGAGGGAGAAGACACACGGGGAAGUGGAGCGCCGCAUUGUUUCUCAGCUCCUCACACUCAUGGAUGGCCUGAAGCAGCGCUCGCAUGUGAUAGUCAUGGCUGCCACCAAUCGACCCAACAGUAUCGAUCCUGCCCUGCGUCGGUUUGGGCGUUUUGACCGAGAAAUUGACAUUGGGAUCCCAGAUUCUGUGGGAAGGCUGGAAAUCUUACAAAUACACACCAAGAACAUGAAAUUGGCUGAUGAUGUAGAUCUGGAGAAGGUUGCCAAUGAGACACAUGGGCAUGUGGGUGCUGAUUUGGCAGCGUUGUGCUCUGAGGCAGCACUCCAGGCAAUCCGGAAGAAGAUGAAUGUCAUUGACCUGGAGGAUGACACUAUUGAUGCUGACAUCCUUAACUCCAUGGCCGUCACCAUGGAUGAUUUUCAGUGGGCUCUUGCCCAGAGCAACCCCUCAGCACUUCGUGAGACUGUAGUGGAAGUUCCACAGGUCUGCUGGGAAGAUAUUGGGGGUCUUCAGGAAGUGAAACGUGAGCUGCAGGAGCUGGUGCAGUUCCCAGUGGAGUAUCCUGACAAGUUCCUGAAGUUUGGGAUGACGCCAUCGAGAGGCGUUCUGUUUUAUGGACCGCCUGGGUGUGGCAAGACCCUGCUGGCCAAGGCCAUCGCCAAUGAGUGUCAGGCCAACUUUGUCUCCAUCAAGGGUCCUGAGCUGCUCACCAUGUGGUUUGGAGAAAGCGAGGCCAACGUCCGUGACGUUUUUGACAAGGCCCGGCAAGCAGCACCCUGUAUCCUGUUUUUUGAUGAACUGGACUCUAUUGCUAAGGCGCGGGGUGGUGGCGCAGGAGACGGCGGAGGGGCCGCCGACCGUGUCAUCAACCAGAUCCUCACUGAGAUGGAUGGCAUGACCAACAAGAAGACCGUUUUUAUCAUUGGUGCCACCAACAGACCUGACAUCAUCGACCCAGCCAUUCUACGCCCAGGGCGUCUGGACCAGCUCAUCUACAUCCCCUUGCCUGAUGAGAAGUCCCGUGUGGCUAUCCUCCAAGCUAACCUGCGUAAAUCACCAGUUGCCAAGGACGUGGACGUGAAUUAUCUGGCUAAAAUCACGCAUGGCUUCUCCGGUGCCGACCUCACUGAAAUCUGCCAGCGUGCCUGCAAGCUUGCCAUCCGUGAAGCCAUUGAGAUGGAGAUCAAGGCAGAACGGGAACGCCAGCGUCACAAAUAUGCUGCCAUGGAUGACGAUUAUGAUCCAGUGCCGGAGAUCCGUCGGGAUCACUUUGAGGAAGCAAUGCGCUUUGCACGCCGCUCAGUCAGUGAUAACGACAUCCGCAAGUAUGAGAUGUUUGCCCAAACAUUACAACAAAGCCGUGGCUUCGGUAACUUCAGGUUCCCAGCAGGAAAUCAGAACAGUGGCGGAUCGGGCAGCGCUGGAAGCAACAGCGGCCAAGGGAGCCUUUUCCAGGAAGAGGGUGACGACGACCUCUACAACUGAUUGCCUGGGGAAGGCCUGCUUUUGCUGGAACUGUUGUCUCCCUCUGCUUAUUAUUACCAUCUUUCGCGUGAAGU
Messenger RNA from Euleptes europaea (tarantolino), 2511 nucleotides. RefSeq names its product transitional endoplasmic reticulum ATPase-like. Gene Ontology annotation, biological process: retrograde protein transport, ER to cytosol; autophagosome maturation; mitotic spindle disassembly. Lineage: Eukaryota; Metazoa; Chordata; Lepidosauria; Squamata; Sphaerodactylidae. The transcript is spliced from 18 exons. Gene Ontology annotation, molecular function: polyubiquitin modification-dependent protein binding; ATP hydrolysis activity; ATP binding. Gene Ontology annotation, cellular component: nucleus; VCP-NPL4-UFD1 AAA ATPase complex; cytosol. Bases 14 to 2437 code for a protein of 807 amino acids. The record is from RefSeq and is a predicted model, not a curated record.